Molecule: messenger RNA, 1172 nt
Organism: Pogonomyrmex barbatus (red harvester ant)
Lineage: Eukaryota; Metazoa; Arthropoda; Insecta; Hymenoptera; Formicidae
Biological process (GO): negative regulation of apoptotic process; regulation of actin filament polymerization
Cellular component (GO): sarcoplasmic reticulum; apical plasma membrane; clathrin-coated vesicle
Molecular function (GO): calcium ion binding
Source: RefSeq, a predicted model, not a curated record
AGGGGCACGGAUAAUAUUUCUGAACGCAACCCUGAUACAGGCUUUAUGAUAAGUUUUAUGAUCUAAAUAUUCUUAUGUCCAUGAUGCAAUUCUUAUGUUCAUGACGCAAUUAGUUAUGUUAUCUUGACAAUGAUUGUUUACGCUGUUUGGCCUGUGUCAGUUCAUUUACAAACUAAAGGCAAGCAAAAAGAAAAGAAGAUUAUUUUGUAUGAUACCAACUAAUAUAGAAAUGUCGUUCUUCGAUUAUUUUCGAAAUUUCUUCGGUAUAAAACGUCACACUGAGCCUAGUACAAAUGGAUUUGGUGAUCAUGAUUUAUACCGAGGAAAUUUUCGUAAUCCAAUUUGGCAAAGUGAUGAAGAUGAUGAUGAUGAGGAUAUGAAUAAUUUUUGGUAUCCUAAACAUAAUUUACCUUUUAAUAACCCAAUUUUUAGCAACCCAUUCGAAAUGUUAUUUCAAACACAGAUGGACAACAUGUUAAGAAAUUUUGUUAAGGAAUUCAACAUGAAUGUUAAGGAAUUCAACAAUAUUUUUUCUCAAUGUGAAUCCAUGGAGUUACCAUUUAUUGAAAAAUAUGACAAUUUACGAGACAAGAUGUUGAAAUUGGAGUCUGAUAAAUUUGGCAUUGUAGAUGUACCAGUUGAAUCCAAAGUAGAUACAGAUUUAGAUGGAAAGAUUUCUAAAGAAGAAUUUUCAAAAAUGUGGAACAAAGGAAAUGUAGAAACAAUAAAACCUUCCGUACCAAAUAUUUUUGGAAGGUCUUUUAGAAAAGAAAUUAUACGUAGACCUGAUGGAACUAUAGAAAAAAAGCGAAUGAUCAGAGAUACUGAAGGUAAUGAAGAGACAAUUAUUUCAAAACAGAUAGGCGAUAAGAAACAUGUUAUUACUAUAAAAAAGGAUAAAAAUGGAAUUGAAACAAAAUCUGAGGAUUUCAUUAACAUGGAUGAAAGUGAACUGAAAGAUUUUAUUCAAAAGAGGGAAGUUCCUAUACAAAAUAGUCACGAUUCAACUUCGGAUCAUUUUCCAUGGGAGAAGUUUUUCGGUCCCAAUCCGAAAUUGUAGUAAAAAGUAAAAUAUAGAUAAAAGUUAUAGUUGAUAUAUCCCUAAGGCUAUAUUAAAAUAUGCCUUCUGUAUGUAUAAUAAAUAAACCCAAUAAAUAGAAUCAAAGAUUGAA